This is a messenger RNA of Bubalus bubalis (water buffalo), 2913 nucleotides long. Its product is annotated as cancer/testis antigen 47A-like. The record is from RefSeq and is a predicted model, not a curated record. Lineage: Eukaryota; Metazoa; Chordata; Mammalia; Artiodactyla; Bovidae. The transcript has 2 exons. Bases 1072 to 1968 code for a protein of 298 amino acids.
UUACAAUUAUGAGACUUAUUAGUAUUUUUCCUAAAUGUAACAUCCAGAUGUAAUUGGCUAUGUCUUUUUCAAAAAACAUUUGUAGUACUACAAAACUUUUUUUACAGAAUGACUGUAAAAGCAGUUAAUUUCUGUAUAAUUUUCAAAAUUACACUUGGGGUCUGGACUAAGUGGAUCUUGAGAUCAAUAAAAAGUCCGGGACUGUUGCCUCUGAAACAUCCUAGGAAGGUGGCCCUUUUAACGUCUGUCAUGCUUAGCACUUAGGAGAUGACCUGAUCCUUUAAAGAAACCUCUCUUUUUUUAUUCAGUCUUCAAAGCGUUAAGUGAAUUUGUCUGGGUUCAUUAUACACCUUCUAGCUCCUAACUUCUCCAACACUUCUCAACCUUCAGUUCUGACUGCAUUCAUUUCAAUUUGUCUACUCUUUUCCAACUAUUUUUAACUAAGGUAAAUUGUCCAAAUUCUCUUUCUCUUCUUCGGAGGUUUUUAGUACUGCUAACAUCUGAGAUACACAACAUUUUUAUGACCCUGUCUCUAUUCACAUGAGCCAUUACCAGGUGGAAAUUCCCAGGUGGGAAAUUUCUCUCAGUUCACAUGGCCCAGGAUGCCUUCAUAAAUACUUUCCUGCACAAUUACAUAAAGGACACGAGCCUAGAAGACCUCCACACAUGUCAGAACCCUAGCGCGUCAAAGAACAAGUAGGCAAUUGUGAGCAAUUUGACAACCAAGGGCCUUGGCCGUUCAUUGGACACAGAGCACGUCAAUCCUUGUUUGUCAGCAAAUGAGCCCAAAGCUCGUGACGAGGGGUCACAGGCCACCGUCAACGGUUCCGCGUCAACAGGCCCCGCCCCUCGACUGUGGCCUGGCUCCACUGCCUGAGGCCCGACUUCCGUCGGACGCUUCCGCCAUUGGCCGUCUACCCUCCCGGCCGUGGGGCCUCCUCUGUGGUCCCUUCCGUGACUGCCUCGGUCCAUCUCACUUCCCUCAGCCUCCUCUCAGGGCAGCCACUUCGGGUGCCACCACCUGCGCCAUUGCCAUCGUCCCCCGCCCGGCUGAGGUAACUGGCGGCUGCCAUGUCUACCACGGGGGAUGGGGAUCUGGCCCCUGGCGGGCAGGAAGGCCCUGCAGGUGCGGCGGGGGCCCAGGCCGGAGCCCGCGACGGUGUGGACCACAACUCCGAGCCUCGCAGGGGUGACUCCAUGCCUGAUGUUGAGGCGGGUGGAGACGUGGGGGCCUCAGGAGGCCCGAGGGAGGCGGCCCUGGAGGGUGGGAACUCUGAGGAAGACUCGGACAUCGAGACGGCCGAGGAGGGGGAGGAAGAGGUGCAGGCGCAGGGCGUGAACCUCAUGGUGGACUCGCAACACUUCUCCAUGACCCGCUCCCGCUUAACGGUCCUGAGUCAGAGGUACCCGAUUCUGAACCGUAUGUACAAAAACCACAUCCUAGUCCCGCCAGAGGAUGACCACGUGUCGGUCCGGCACCAGACCCGGCCGCGCUUGUCCAACCUCGGCUCAGCCACUGUGGCUCGGUUCUCUGAGGUCCAGGUGCACUCAGAUGGACCGGGGGAGGGGCCAGUGGGGGGACCGGCGCAGGAAGCCCUGGCUCAGGAGGCGGAACAGGCAGAGGAAGCCCAGGAGGCGGCGGAGGAGGCCGAGGAGGCCUCUUUAUGGGAGACGGCCACCAAGGAGUCUGAGGAGCACAGCUUGUCGGAGAUGCCACAGGAGCCGGCCACCCCUGAGAAAACAGCUGAAUGCCAGGAUGAGAACUCCAAAGAAGAGGCGCAGGGCAGCAAAAGUGAGGGGAAAGAAAAGAAGUAUAAGAGGAAACAAGAAGAACCAGAAAAGGAUCUGGACCCAGCAAAGGACUGGCCCAGAAAGCCCAGGUAUCUGUGUAUAGCUUUGAAAAUAACCCAGCUAUUCCCAGGCAUUUACCAAUUUUGUUUUUGCUUUUUAAUUCUCGGAGUAAAUUAAGAAAAUGUUUGUUUGAAAUUAGUUCAACAACUCAAAUUUACCUAAUGUUUAUAGAACAGUUCUGCAGCCAGUAAUAUAAAGAGCAUGAAGUGAAAUACACUUCAUGGCUUCUCAUUUGUUCUUAUGAGGUCUUUGGUCCUCUAUCUCUAAGACUACCAACAAGUUGUAAAUGUGUCAGUACGUAAGACCAGUAUUUCUUGAGAAAACAGUGACGAAAAGCAGCAGCAACUGGGCUGUGCACUAGUUUGGCCUUCAUGUCUUGACCACAGAAGUGCAGUCUCCUGCACUAAGAGAAGACAUCUUUUAGAACGUAACUACUUACGAAUAGCAAAAAGCUCAGAAUUUCAAGAAGGACCACAUUUAGUGAUUAAUACUUAAAUAUUUGCUCGGUUAUAGAUUUCUGUAUUUUAUGUGACAGUCAAAAGGAACAGUCAUAGGAUGACUGUUGUUUAUCACUGAGUUGGUAGUGAAGGUAUAUGUACUGUCUUUUAAUGAUUAACAUUUUCUCCCUCGUUUGCAUAGUGAUGUGUUUCAUAAUAACAGCCUCUUUCUCAUACGGUAGAUAUGGAAACCGAGGGUCUGGGAGGGUAAGGGAGUAUCAUCUGUGGAGUGAGCACAGGCUUUUAAGGUAGAAAGAGUGAUUUUAGUCCCAGACUAGCCUCUCAAAGGAAGGGGGAAAAAAAAGCAUUUAUGGUUGUGGGCAAGAGGGAGACAAGGUUGGUAGGAUCACAUGAUUGAAGCCAUCGGGUUGUACAUGCACCCAGUGUCCAGGGUGAAUUUUACAAGAGGAAAAUGUGUUUUUCUUCUCUCCUUGUUGAGAUACAACCCUCAGAUGCAGCAGAUAUACAUGAGGCUGACUGUUGUCUUAGAUUUAGAAAGUUUCUGGUGCUGACUGAUGCUGUAUAAUCGUUCCUUUUCUCUCAUUUCUUCCUGCAGUUUGGAAGA